AUGGCAAACCCAGAACCAGCCAGCCAGCGGAUCCCUACCGGAAUAGCCCUCCCCCCAACCAGGCUGCGGAUACCCGAGUUUACGCCCUUGAUUCUUCGUCUCAGUGUGACGGAGUGGCUGGAGGAUGUCAUGCCCGAGUCCGGGGUGGUGGAGAUGGCGAAGAGAAUCGCUGGGGGCUCGGAAGGGGACAAUGGCACUGGAGAGGCCCUGACGGACGUCGUCCUGAUCGGCCACCAGUUCCUGCGAGAGCCGGGAAUGGGUGCUGCAUGCUGCGGAUGCACUGGGCGUCAAAGUGCAGUGGCCGAUUUAGUAUCAACGGGGGGAAUUUCUGGCUGGCGGGAGCAUUGA
Monascus purpureus is the source of this 348-nucleotide messenger RNA. The record is from the annotation of a GenBank genome assembly. Lineage: Eukaryota; Fungi; Ascomycota; Eurotiomycetes; Eurotiales; Aspergillaceae.